Molecule: messenger RNA, 1977 nt
Organism: Cladophialophora yegresii CBS 114405
Lineage: Eukaryota; Fungi; Ascomycota; Eurotiomycetes; Chaetothyriales; Herpotrichiellaceae
Product: mRNA (guanine-N7-)-methyltransferase
Exons: 1
Coding region: 1-1977 (658 amino acids)
Biological process (GO): 7-methylguanosine mRNA capping
Cellular component (GO): nucleus
Molecular function (GO): mRNA 5'-cap (guanine-N7-)-methyltransferase activity
Source: RefSeq, a predicted model, not a curated record
AUGUCCGAAGCAAUUCGCGACCCAGCACCGCCAAAGAGACGACGCUCGUCCCUUGCCUACGAUCCGGCUAGAGACACUUUCAAAGCGCUGCCAGACGCGCUACCUGAAGACGCCAUCGCGGAAGAUCCUGAAGAGGAACACAAGGCUGAGGCCGCCGUUACUGCAAGUCCGGUUUCUGCGAAAGGAACAAAGGAACAGCCGCGAAAACGGAGGCUCUCAGAGUCGAUGGACGGCGAGGUGAACAACGGUUUUCCCGAGAAGAACAGCACAGGAUCUGGGACAUCACGGCCAGACUCGGAGCAAACAAUGUCAGAACAACCCCGGAAACGAAGAAGAUCAGAGUCGUUGGACGGCGAGGCAAAAGAUUCUGGGACAAGGAAAGAUGAGUUAUUGGAAGAUUCCCGUGCUUCUACCUCAGGCACGUUGAAGCAAGCUACAAACGCAGGACAGGGAGAAAAGACAAAGCCCCGAACGCCAGCGGAUCUUCCUCGAAUCCCGCGUAAACCGAGAGAAGAUGAGCCCCGUACAUCGCGUUAUGCCUCCGAUGCGUAUAGCCGACGACCUGACGCAGGAGAACGCCGAAGACAAGACCGAAGCGACGCGCCUUCUCACAGACGCUCAAGGUCACCUCCUUCACGGCGGUCUGCAGCUGAAAUUUACCGACGUCGCUCCCCACCUCGAGAACGCCGCAGGUCACCCUCCCCGAUCCGUGUCUCUCCUCCCCCCCAAGUCAUUCGUCCCGGGGGAGCACGAGGGCGCGGUCGGAAUGUUUUAGCAGAGCAACAGCGUCUUGCUGCCGAAAGAGAGCAAAAGCAAGCUGCGCUACUUGCUCAGACCAACCGCGGUGUCCAAGAAGUUUCAAACCAAUGGUACAAUCAGAGGCCUGAGUGGGUCAAAGAGAAAGGCCGUGACUGGCGGAAAAACGAGUCUCAGAUCAAAGGACUGCGCAGCUUCAACAACUGGAUCAAGUCAUGCCUCAUCCAUAAAUUUAGUCCAGAGGAGAAAGAGGAAGAAGAGGAGGCUGGCUGGGGCGAGGAAGCCAAGGAACCUGCAGAGCAAAAGCCUCUCCUGGUGCUGGACAUCGGAUGUGGGAAAGGAGGUGACCUGGGCAAAUGGCAGUUGGCGCCUCAACAGGUCGGGUUGUACGUGGGCCUUGAUCCUGCUGAAACGAGCAUUCAGCAGGCUCGCGACCGGUAUGGCCAAAUGCGACGAGGCCGACGGCCGAUCUUUGAUGGACGCUUUUUCGCGCAGGACUGUUUUGGAGCGUGGAUCGGCGACGUUGGUAUUGUCCGUGAAGUCGGCAUCGAUCCAAAUGCGGACAAUGGGCAACCGAGUCGUUGGGGCGGCGGCGGGUUUGACAUUGUGGCCUGCAUGUUUGCGAUGCACUACUCGUUCGAGUCCGAGGAGAAGGUGCGAAUCAUGCUCCGCAAUGUUGCCGGAAGCUUAAAGAAAGGCGGUCGAUUCAUUGGUGUCGUCCCCAACAGCGAUGUCUGCACCGAGAACAUUCAAAAGUGGUUCAAGAACAAGGCAGCCACCAAGUCGGAAGCGAACGGGGGUGUGGGAGGCGCUUCUGAGGAGAAAGAAGAUGGCGAAGCAGACGAAGAGGGCCCGUCAUGGGGAAACUCCAUCUACAAGGUGCGGUUUCCAAUUGAUCCCAUGCGUCCCCUGCAGCCAGACGGUUCCUUUCGACCUCCGUUCUCCUGGAAAUAUACCUACUGGAUGGCCGAAGCCGUGGACGUGCCUGAGUUUGUGGUGCCCUGGGAAGCCUUCCGUGCAAUUGCUGAGCAGUACAACUUGGAGCAACGAUACAGAAAGCCAUUCUUGGAUAUCUGGAAUCAGGAGCAGGGAAACCGCGAAAUGAUGCAAUUGGCGGUGCGCAUGGGUGUCGUGAGGUAUGAAGGAGGAGAUAUACAGCUGACGCAGGAGGAGAGGGAAGCUGUGGCAUUCUACCAUGCGUUCUGCUUCGUCAAGGUGUAG